Molecule: messenger RNA, 2961 nt
Organism: Ictalurus furcatus (blue catfish)
Lineage: Eukaryota; Metazoa; Chordata; Actinopteri; Siluriformes; Ictaluridae
Gene: c1qtnf2
Product: C1q and TNF related 2
Exons: 3
Coding region: 556-1485 (309 amino acids)
Molecular function (GO): protein binding
Source: RefSeq, a predicted model, not a curated record
GUAUUCCAAGUGUUCCAGCUCAAGCACAUCUGGUGCAACUAAUGAAGCCCUUGAUUAAUUGUAUCAGGUGUGCUUGAGACAACACCUGUUCUGCAAAUUUGUGCUGUUGUGAGGGAUUCUCUUCAGGGGGGGGGGUGAAUAAUUUUGAGACAGGAGAAAUCAUUAUAUUUUCAGUUGAAUUUGGGGAAACCACUUGAAGCGUUCGUCGUGUCGAACUAUUUCAAUCGCUUUUGUUUGAUUUGUUCAUCGCAAACAGCUGAAAGUCUGUACAUUUUGACAGUAAACCUGAUUUGCAAUGGGGGUCGAAUCAUUCUGAUUGCAACUGUAUAUAAGAGUCUGAACUCCAGAUGAAUUUCAUGAUUCCUCCAAAAGUCCCCUCCCCCAUAUCCGAUCUGUUACAUCAUGUCCAAAGCAUCUGGAGCGAGCGCGUCAAAACAGGGUGGAUGCUGCUGCUGCUGCUGCUGUUGUUGUUGUUGUUCAGAGGAGUAAGAGGAUAUCAGCUGUAGAGCUUGUUUUGAGCAUUUUUCCACAUUUGCGUGAAUUUCCUGAGGGCAGAUGGGGUCUGGCAUUGCACGUGAACGAGACCUGCGCCGCAGCUGCGUCGUGCGUCCGCUCUUCCUGGCCGCUUGCCUGCUCUCUCUUUCUUUUGCCCUAACUGUGAAAUCUGGGAAGAAAGAACACAACUUCACCAUUCACUCGUCUCAGCUCGCAUGCAGUUUGCCCGGGCCUCCAGGAGCACCGGGCAGCCCGGGGCCUGCGGGGCCCAGCGGCAGGGCAGGACGGACGGGUUCACCAGGCUCUGACGGACAGGACGGCAAGGAUGGGGACAAGGGUGAGAAAGGAGAGAAAGGGGAACCAGGUCGCACGGGGAACCUUGGAAAACCAGGACUGAAGGGUCGCCAAGGAGUUGUAGGUCGGGCGGGGCCACGAGGUCUGAAGGGGGCGCAGGGGGCAGCUGGCGUGCGUGGGCCGGGAGGGCUGAAGGGUGAAAUGGGAGAUUUGGGUGAAGCUGGCGUCCGCGGUGGAUGUGACUGUGGGACGCAUGAACGCUCGGCCUUCUCGGUCGCAGUUAGCAAGAGUUAUCCGAAGGAGCGCACGCCCAUCCGCUUCGACCGCAUCCUGAUGAACGAAGGCGGCCAUUACAACACCGGCAGCGGCAAGUUCACCUGCGCUGUCCCAGGUGUGUACUACUUCAGCUAUGACAUCACGCUGGCUAACAAGCACCUGGCGAUCGGGCUCGUCCACAACGGGCAGUACAAGAUCAAGACUUUCGACGCCAACACGGGGAACCAUGAUGUAGCGUCAGGCUCGACCGUGCUCCGGCUCCAGAAAGGAGACCAGGUGUGGCUUCAGAUCUUCUACUCUGAGCAGAACGGCCUGUUCUUCGAUCCGUUCUGGACCGACAGUCUGUUCACGGGAUUUCUUAUCUACGCAGAUCAGAUUCCUCAGAGGAAUAUCUCUGCUGCUAGCUCUGGGUCCUCCUGAUGGAAGCUUCACUGACUGGUCCCGUUUAAGCUCUCGAAAUUCACCACAAUUUUUAUGCACGCUGCUUUCUUUAUAACAUUAGAGUUCAAAUGCUGUCUUCGGAGAGCUCGCCAUUUUCAGGGAUGUGUGACGUUCCCUUACCUGUUAGAAACAUUAGCCUCCCAUAGGGGCAAGUGAGACAUGGUAUUUGACAGAUAUACAUAAGCCUUUCUAGAUUUUUCGCAAUCAUUCCGCAGUAUCCUCACUGCCCGAUUAGCUCUGUAGAACUAUUAAUGCGCCUAGUGGUCAAAAAUGUACUAAGAAGUCGUCCAACUACCUGUCAGAUGUCAUAGUAACAUUCAUCAGUGUGUGGCGCAACUAGCAUUCCACUUUUGACAACAAACCAGUUUUCUUGCCGCUGAAAUGGAACGUUCUGGAAGGAGAGCGUUUGUAUAUAAAAUUCACCAGUGUAUAAAUGCAUCACAUCCUACGAGAUGAGGAAGAAGAAGCGUGAAUGCUCUCUGUAUGUGUCAACAUACCUUAAUAGAUGCCCACUGGGGCAGGAAUCACGUUGCCCCAUGCUCACUCUGUGAAUAUUCAGUGGAGGAGGAGCAACGGACAGGACUGUUUUGCCAGAGUGGGCUAGUUUAAAAAUACUCCGUAGACAUCUCUGUUUGCUAUAAAACAAUCUUCAUUACAUCGAAUAAAUUUCAGCAAACAAAGGCAGUGGAGGUGCAUACAGUGUGUCUAUGAAGUACAGAAACAUUUCUAUUGUGAGAUAUAUUCGAACGAUUCGGAGAGGGAUUAUAGAGCGGGUAAUGUCCAUACAUGAGAAACGCGAGACCUCGUUUCCCAUCAAGGACCGUGGGGGGAAAGUGAAGAAAAUCUCUUUUUCAAUGCCUGAUUUUAUCAGGUUGUUUUUGAGAUGUAGUUGCGAUGGAGAGUUUUUUGAUGAUACCUGGCAACCUUGGUUAAUCAUAUUACUACCUAUUACAUGGUUGCUCUAAAAAUUCACUAGAUAGUAGCCUGUAGCAUAAGUCAACUGUGAGAGCCUUUCAACUUGGUUUUGUUUGAGGCGAUGACAUUAUUAAAGUCGCCCUGGUACACCAACGUCUGUGGUGAUGGCCUUAACUAAGAAUUCUUUUGUUGUUGUUGUUGUGAAAAGUUGCCAUAAUUCUGAUCUCCUCGUGUGACUUCAUUUCUGUAGCAAUCCAGAGUGUUUAACAAACGACACAGAGCACAUUUCUGUUUAAAUCUGGCAGAUGUGUUCCCUUCUUUUGGAAACGUAAAUGACUGAACAGGAAAUCAAACUUGGAACUCUUGGAUUUGUACAUGUGUUUUGUUGCAUCUCUCUCACUCUCUCUCUUGCUCUUGCUCUCUCUCUCUCUCUCCCAACCAGUCAAGACAAGCUGUGUUUCUUAUAUGUAUAGUGUCUUUUACAAUGUCUAACAUGAAUUUUAAAAAAGAGAAAAAAGCAAAUACAGAAAAUACGUUCGA